UAGAUUAUUUAGAUGCUGAAAAUUUAAAAGCUAAUAUCAAACAAGCAAGAAUCCAAAAAAAAUAUAAAAGAAAAAAGAAUGAAUCAGAUUCAUCUUUAAGUUCUUUAAAAUCAAAUGAUUCAAAUUAUACUAAAAAAAAAAAGAAAGGAAAAUUUAAAGCAGUAGAUUAUUUAAAUACUGAAAAUUUAAAAGCUGAUAUUGAACAAGAAAGAAUCCAAAGAAAUUAUGAAGAAUUAAAAAAAAAUAAUAUCGAACAACAAGAUAUUAUAACUAAUGAAGACUUACAAGAAGAAAUUGAAUUAGAUAUAGCAGAAGAAGAAAUAUAUGAGGAGUUUGAUAGAAAAAACAAAAACAAUCCAGAAUACAAACAUUUAAAAAACUUAAUUAGAAAAUUAUAA
Scutellospora calospora is the source of this 398-nucleotide messenger RNA. The record is from the annotation of a GenBank genome assembly. Lineage: Eukaryota; Fungi; Glomeromycota; Glomeromycetes; Diversisporales; Gigasporaceae.